CGUACCGGAACAAUUGAAGCGAGCACAAAACACCACUCUCUCUGUCUCUCCCUCUCCAUACCAUAAUGCCGCCGUUGAAGCCAUUCGCGACCGCCGCAACCACUCUCCGAUCUCGCCUCACCCAUUCGCUUCGUACGCGCGGCGGAGGAGGCGGGCCGAGCCGCUGGACCACUCCGGGCCACGAGGAGCGGCCUAAGGGUUUUGCCUUCAACCGGACGCCGGAGCCGGCGGGGCAAUCGCGGAAAUGGGAGGACUGGGAGCUUCCGUGCUACCUCACCAGCUUCCUCACCGUCGUCAUUCUCGGAGUAGGCCUCAGCGCCAAGCCCGAUCUCACGAUCGAGACCUGGGCCCAUCAGAAAGCCCUAGAACGCCUCGAAUUGGAAGCGUCGCAGCGCGCUGAUUCUGAUUGAAGACGAAGAAGAAGGUAUCUUCUAUUUGAUGUUGGUGUUUUAGACUCGGAUCCUAUCAAUAAUACCGGAUUUUCUGGGUUAUAAUCUUACUUCCGCUUGAAUUACAUGAAUUGGUUGAUGAUUCAUAUGAAAUUGAAGUUUCGGGAUUGCUAUCUUCUAAAUUAUUUUCACUCUGUUGCUGAUUUAUGAUAUUAUUUUGCCUAAGUUUGUUUCUGGCUACAGUGGAUACUUCUGGUUGAUUGACUCCAGUUUUAUGUUUCCAAUAAUUUUUAUUUUCCUUGUGUUA
Molecule: messenger RNA, 696 nt
Organism: Salvia hispanica
Lineage: Eukaryota; Viridiplantae; Streptophyta; Magnoliopsida; Lamiales; Lamiaceae
Source: RefSeq, a predicted model, not a curated record